Molecule: messenger RNA, 993 nt
Organism: Ogataea polymorpha
Lineage: Eukaryota; Fungi; Ascomycota; Pichiomycetes; Pichiales; Pichiaceae
Exons: 1
Coding region: 24-791 (255 amino acids)
Biological process (GO): generation of catalytic spliceosome for second transesterification step; RNA splicing
Cellular component (GO): U4/U6 x U5 tri-snRNP complex; U2-type post-spliceosomal complex; U5 snRNP
Source: RefSeq, a predicted model, not a curated record
CGCCUAUGUCCUGACAGAAUACCAUGGACUUUGCACGGGUGCUUAACUCUGAGAUCGCUCGCAAGAAACGCGCUAUUCAAGACGAGCAGACAUCCAAAAAGGCCAGGACAGUCCCCAGCCCAGAAGAAAUACGAGGCCUACCCCAAACUGCUGACGAGAUUGCCAGCCAGACAGUGGAAGAGACAGGCCUAGGCACCACACAAUUUGAAAAUUCUGGCCCUGACGCGCAAAGGAUCGACGCGGUAGAAGACGGACAGCCCGAUAAAAAGAAUCCCGGAAAAACGUCCGACAAACCAUCGAGUGGACCUCAGCCCGAGCCAGGCUCAUAUAUCAUUAAAAAAACCGAUAUUAGAGACGAUCAUGCCAUAGUGUCCCAACAAUGCCGCGACUACAUUAAGCAUCUCCUCAACGUCUGGGAGUCGAAAAAAGAUCAGCACACAAACGCGGAUCUGCUGGAAACCAAGAAAUGGCUGCUUCCCUUGCUUGUGCAGCUGAAGAAAAAAAGUCUGCCUCACGAUCAGCUGGUGAGCCUAGCCACAAUACUGUACAACAUUCAACACCAAAAAUACACAGAAGCAAAUGAAGCAUAUCUACAGCUCAGCAUAGGAAAUGUUGCAUGGCCGAUAGGACUUAUCGACAUAGGAAUUCGUGUUCGAACAAACAACAUGAAGAUCGGCGAAGGCUCAAACAUUAGCAAUAUCAUGAAGGACGAACGUACUCGACAAUGGAUUCUAGCCGUUAAGAGGCUGCUUACAUUCUGUGAGCUGCACAGUGUUGUAUCAAACGAUUAGGAUCCACAAAGUAACGGAAGCCCCUGUGCAUUCUUCUGUAUACGGAAUUUUUGCACUUGGGUUUCGAUAACGGUCCUAAUAAGCUGGCAUGCACUAAUUGCCAGAACAAGCGCAAGGCUUUAACAAAGUAUGUAAAGCAGUUUUAUACAGCCAAAAUGCACCCAAUCCCAAUUGUAUGCGGGAUUGUCGACGCCUUCACCGC